UAAAAGGGCGACAUUGACUUCAGUUUCAGUCGCCGUCGACACAGAAAGUGAAAAUCCUUCGAAAACUUCGAAUCCAUGGUGGAGACCUCUAUGCAUGGCGCCAUCCACCGCAAAUUCUCCGGCGACCGGCCGAGUCGCACCGAAUGAAACCGACCUCCUCCACAUCCAAAACGAAGCAGAAGCCCUAGGGAUCUCAUCAGCGCCUUGCUGGACGCCGUGAUCCGCCACGUCUUCUCGUUUCUGCCCCUCUGAGAUGUCGUCAAGACCAGCGUCCUCUCCAAGUGCUGGCGGUCCACUUGAACCACCAUUGCCCACCUCGUCUUCGAUGGCGGAGGGAUUGAAGACCGGCCUCGCGGUACCUUGGGCUUCUUGUCCCUCGUCAAGAGCGUCUUGAGCCAGUGCACCUCGCUCAUGGUGAAGAGGUUCCACGUCAGCAGUUUCAAGUACGAGAAGCCCCACCGCUGCACAGUCGACCUCUGGCUCCGCUUCGCGGAGCGUCGCCGCGCGGAGGAUCUCUGCCUGAGGUUGAAUUUCCUUCCGCCGACCUUCCAUAUACUGCCGCGGUUCUUGUAUUGCUCAAGUUGGGUGGUGUGCCUGGAAGUCAGCUGCUGCAAUUUCUCAUUGGGUAGGACUAGUAGCUGGCCUUGCCUUAAGGUCCUGUUGAUCGAAUUUUCAGAUUUGAGGGAUGAUAUCCUUGAGGGAAUUUUCAGGAAUAGUCCUGUUCUAGAGUCUGUUCAGUUGCGCAAGUGCUGUGGUGUGAAUAACAUUAUGAUAGAUUCAACGAGUGUGAAAGAGUUUGUACUCGCCGGCCUCAGUUCAUAUUGCACGACCAAAAUUUGGGCCCUGAAUUUGCUGUUGUUGCGAGUAUCAGGGGGCUGGUGUCAUCGUGCUGUCUUCAGACUUGACGAUAUAUCUUCUUUGGUGGAAGCCGAGUUAGAUUUCAACAUUACAACUGAUUUGUCUGGUGACGAGAGGGUUUGCUGUGACUUGUUGAAGGAAGUUCUUGAGAAGCUGCACGGAGUUCCUCCAAUCACCAUUGGCGGUUGGUGUUUGCAGAUUCUGUCCCUUUUGGAGAUGGAAGGAGUGCCAUCUCCAUUGUCAAAAUGUCAGAAUCUGAUACUACAUGCACCAGUUAGUCCACGGGACCUUCCUGGGAUAGCAUACAUGCUACAAAGUUCACAGUGCCUGGAAAAGUUUGUCAUAAGCCUGACUGACUUCCCCCUAUCGGUGCUUUGGAUUGACAAAGAAUUUAAAGAACGCAUUAACUUUGAUGAAGAAGAAGAUUUUUUGUGUUCACAAAAGGGGAACUUUCGGUGUUUGGCGAAACAUCUCAAGAGAGUUGAGAUCACCGGCUUUGAAACUGAUAGAUAUGGGUUGAAACAUCUGCUCGCCCUGAUUAAGUUGCUUCUUGGUGAUACAUUGGCGCUGGAGAAGAUGAUUAUCAAGGCUGAAUUGUGCACACGACAUACCGCCGUUCAUCCGGAACUACUUGGUGUGAGCCGAACUGUGCUAAGCUAUCGAAGAGCUUCAAAAAAUACUGAAGUUAUCUUCAAUUAUCCUUUCAAAUAGGUGUCCUCAUAAAAGAUGAAUAUCCGGGUUUCUCUUUGAUCUCAUGGCAAGGGUAUGUCGCCCUGAGCACCGCACUGCUCAUUUAUAUUCACUCUCUUUUGACAGUAAAGUUACAUAUAGUAUGACAAUAUUAGGUUUUUGACAUGUAUCUAGUUUGCACUUGUUUCAAGUUUUACUUAGUUGUACAUAUGAACCUCUUUAAGGAAAGUGGUUAAUAUUAGUGUUUUAAAUUAUCAACA
Messenger RNA from Syzygium oleosum, 1808 nucleotides. RefSeq names its product F-box protein At5g03100-like. The transcript is spliced from 3 exons. Gene Ontology annotation, molecular function: protein binding. The record is from RefSeq and is a predicted model, not a curated record. Bases 412 to 1569 code for a protein of 385 amino acids. NCBI's taxonomy places the organism in Eukaryota, Viridiplantae, Streptophyta, Magnoliopsida, Myrtales, Myrtaceae.